Messenger RNA from Phycomyces blakesleeanus NRRL 1555(-), 826 nucleotides. RefSeq lists its product as hypothetical. NCBI's taxonomy places the organism in Eukaryota, Fungi, Mucoromycota, Mucoromycetes, Mucorales, Phycomycetaceae. Gene Ontology annotation, cellular component: endosome. The transcript has 5 exons. Gene Ontology annotation, molecular function: GTP binding; GTPase activity. Bases 28 to 735 code for a protein of 235 amino acids. The record is from RefSeq and is a predicted model, not a curated record.
UAUAGAUAUAUAAAUUGUGUAUAGUAGAUGUUGACCGACGACGAAUACGAUUAUCUCUUCAAGCUUGUCCUUAUUGGUGAUUCAGGCGUUGGCAAGUCUAACCUGCUCUCUCGCUUUACCACCAAUGAGUUCAAUCUAGAGUCCAAGAGUACAAUUGGCGUCGAAUUCGCCACAAAGAACAUUAAGCAUGAGAACCAUGUCAUCAAGGCACAGAUCUGGGAUACCAGUGGUCAAGAAAGAUACAGAGCCAUUACUGGAGCUUAUUACCGUGGUGCAGUAGGAGCUUUGCUGGUUUAUGAUAUCACCCGGCAAUCAUCUUUCCAAAACGCAACCCAUUGGCUCAAGGAACUGCGGGAUCAUGCAGAUGCCAACAUUGUGAUUAUGUUUGUUGGAAACAAACUCGAUUUGAGUGAUACGAGCCGUGCAGUGAGCAGUGAGGAAGGUGGUGCGUUGGCUGAGCAAGAAGGCUUCUUGUUUAUGGAAACCUCCGCUCUGGACGCCACCAAUGUCGAAAAGGCAUUUGCCACAGUCUUUAGCACAAUCUAUGCCAAACAGCCAAAGUCAGGCGAAACUCAGCCCGGCCAGGCAGGUGGCCCAACCCCCACAGCAGGCGAGCGUGUUCAGCUCAGACCCCCAAGUGUACGUGGUCAGCCCCGUGGAAGUAUGGACGAGUCAAAGGAAGGUCGUAAGAGAUCGGCUGAAGGCUCCAAUGGAUCAGGAGGAGGAUGUUGUUAAAAAAAAGAGAGAGAGAGAGAAGAUAUAUAUAUAUAUAAUUGUGUGUGUAAAGGAUGAAUAAAUGAACAAGUGAAUUAUUGAAACAAACAAA